Molecule: messenger RNA, 2273 nt
Organism: Telopea speciosissima
Lineage: Eukaryota; Viridiplantae; Streptophyta; Magnoliopsida; Proteales; Proteaceae
Exons: 2
Coding region: 145-2136 (663 amino acids)
Biological process (GO): cell surface receptor signaling pathway
Molecular function (GO): protein binding
Source: RefSeq, a predicted model, not a curated record
CAUUCAUUCUUCCUUUUUGUUUUUUUUUUAUGUGAAUUCCCUUUCUAUCUUUUUGUCCUUGGGGAGGGGUGCCACAACCUUUUUGGAUUGAUCUGAUAUUGAUUUGAUCUUCGAACACCUUGGGAGUUUGUGUCCAUUGUGGCCAUGGCUGACAUCGUGAAGCAGAUCCUGGCAAAGCCGAUCCAAUUGGCGGACCAUGUGACCAAGGCUGCCGAUGAUGUCUAUUCUUUCAAGCAAGAGUGCGCGGAGCUUAAAUCCAAAACCGAGAAACUCGCGGCCCUCCUCCGCCAGGCCGCCCGUGCCAGCAACGACCUCUAUGAGCGCCCAACUCGCCGCAUCAUCGACGACACAGAGCAGGUCCUGGACAAGGCCCUCGCCCUAGUCUUCAAGUGCCGCGGCAAUGGCCUCAUGAAGCGCGUCUUCACCAUCAUACCCGCUGCUGCCUUCAAGAAGAUGUCAUCCCAUCUCGAAAACUCCAUUGGUGAUGUCUCCUGGCUCCUCCGUGUUUCUGCGUCCGCAGGCGACCGUGACGAUGAGUACCUGGGCCUUCCCCCUAUCGCUGCCAAUGAGCCCAUCCUCUGCCUCAUCUGGGAACAGAUCGCUACUCUCUACACUGGAUCCCUAGAGGACAGGUCCGACGCCGCCGCUUCCCUCGUCUCUCUCGCCCGCGACAAUGACCGAUAUGGUAAGCUCAUAAUCGAGGAAGGAGGGGUGAUGCCCCUCCUGAAGUUGGUGAAAGAUGGAAAAUUUGAAGGCCAGGAGAACGCUGCCCGUGCGAUUGGCCUCCUCAGCCGUGACCCGGAAAGCGUUGAGCAUAUGAUGCACGCUGGUGUCUGCUCAGUGUUUGCGAAAAUCCUCAAAGACGGUCCCAUGAAGGUUCAGGCCAUGGUGGCCUGGGCUGUGUCUGAGCUCGCUGCUCAUCACCCUAAAUGCCAGGACCUUUUCGCCCAGAACAAUAUAAUUCGGCUGCUCGUUAGCCAUCUCGCCUUCGAGACCAUUCAAGAACACAGUAAAUAUGCCGUGACCAGUAACAAAGCUGCGCCCAUGUCCAUCCAUUCGGUCCUAAUGGCUAGUAAUAAUCCUAAUCCCAACGCCAACGGCAGCCCCUCCGCCACUAACAGUCACCAACCCAAUGAAGACGAGAGUCAGAUCUCUCAUCCAAUGGGUCGCCAACAGCCCAACCAGAUGCUUAAUGUGGUCACAAACACCAUGGCUGCGAGAAACGUAUCGAAGCCACCCCAACCGCCCGGUAACAUUGCCAACAACAGUCACCAAAGCAACCACGUCAAAAAUUCGAAACAAAAUCGCCAUCAUCAACAGCAUCACCUUCAACACGGCACUCUGGUCGGGGGUAGCAUUAAAGGGAGGGAAUUUGAAGACCCGACCAUCAAGGCCAAUUUGAAGGCCAUGGCAGCGAAAGCUCUUUGGCACCUUGCCAAGGGAAAUUCUGCCAUUUGCCGGAGCAUCACCGAGUCCAGAGCGCUCCUCUGCUUUGCGGUCCUCUUGGAGAAGGGCCCAGACGAGGUCCAAUACAAUUCAGCUAUGGCGUUGAUGGAGAUCACUGCUGUGGCAGAGCAAGACGCUGACCUUAGACGGUCUGCAUUCAAGCCCAAUUCCCCUGCCGCCAAGGCCGUCUUCGACCAGUUACUGAGCAUCGUACAGAAGGCCGAUUCGGACCUCCUCGUACCCAGCGUCACGGCCAUGGGCAACUUGGCAAGGACUUUCCGAGCCACAGAGACGAGGAUAAUUGGACCACUGGUGCUAUUGCUUGAUGAUAGAGAAGGGGAUGUUUCUAGGGAGGCUGCCAUUGCCCUCACUAAGUUUGCCUGCACUGAGAAUUACCUACAUGUUGACCACUGUAAGGCCAUAAUCAACGCAGGAGGGGCGAAGCAUCUAAUUCAGCUUGUGUAUUUUAGCGAACAGAUUGUGCAGAUACCGGCAUUGGUUCUGUUAAGCUACAUUGCGUUGCAUGUCCCCGAUAGCGAGGCACUUGCGCAAGCGGAGGUCCUUACAGUGCUCGAAUGGGCUUCGAAGCAGGGGUACAUGAUGCAAGAUCCCACUGUUGACACAUUAUUGCCGGAAGCCAAAGGUAGGUUGGAACUCUACCAAUCCAGAGGUUCAAGGGGAUUCCAUUGAUUCAAUGUGCACAAAGUACCAGUGAGGAAGUACGUAGAGGUGGAAGGGGUUUCCCUCUCUGUGGUUUAAUAGUAUAAUGCAUUGAUUUUUUCACUUCCAUGCUCAUGUCAUGGUUGAACGAGUCUGCAGAAGGGUCC